AUGUCUUUGGGGGGUUUUUUCAGUAUUAAUACAGAAGAAGAGUCAGCAUUUGUGAUGGAGGGAGAUUCAGUCACUCUACACACUGAUGUUAAAACAAAUCAACAAGAAAAGAUUAGAUGGUAUUUUAAUGAUGCUCGUAUAGCUCAAAUCACUGGAGAUCUCAGUUUUAUCUGUACAGAUGUUCAGUGUGAAGAAGGUACUGAGAGAUUCAGAGAGAGACUGAAGCUGGAUCAUCAGACUGGAUCUCUGACCAUCAGAGACAUCAGAACCACAGACUCUGGACUUUAUCGUCUACGUAUCAUCAGCAGCAACAGCAUCAGUGAAAAGAUCUCCAUUCUUGCUGUAUAUGAUGCUCCUGAGCAAGAUCAAAUGAAGAGAAAGUCAGUGAAGGAGGGAGAAUCUGUUACUUUAGGUCCUGGUGAAGUUAAAAACCUGAAUUAUUUUAUGAAAUGGUAUUUUAAUGACACUCUCAUCGCUGAAAUCACAGGAGAUCCCAAUAAAACCUGUACAGAUGGUCAGUGUGAAGAUCCUGAUGGAAGAUUCAGAGACAGACUGGAGGUUAGUCAGUCUGGAUCUCUGACCGUCAGAAACACCACAAUCACAGACUCUGGGCUUUAUAAACUACAGAUCAACAGCAGCAACAGAAUCAGUAUCAUCAAGAUAUUCAGCGUUAUUGUCACUGGUGAGUAUCAUUAGCCAUUCCUUGCACAUUCCUUUGCAGUUUUAGAAAACCGUUUGAA
Molecule: messenger RNA, 740 nt
Organism: Sinocyclocheilus grahami
Lineage: Eukaryota; Metazoa; Chordata; Actinopteri; Cypriniformes; Cyprinidae
Exons: 3
Coding region: 1-696 (231 amino acids)
Source: RefSeq, a predicted model, not a curated record